AUGCUUCAAUACGCUGCUCCGAGCGCGCCUCAGCACUUCCCGACUGGCCCGCAUAGCACGGUCCACCACAACGACUUCGAGAUCGCACGACCUCCAUCUACAGCCUCACAUCACUCAUACGAGAGCAUUCGGCAGUCAUCGCUCAAUGGGCUGGGAGCAGGCACAGCUGGUGCAGGCAACGGAAGCAGCUCACUUUCUGCUCUAGCGGCGUGUGCUGCACAAGCCCCGAUCGCAGUAGCAAGUCAGGGAAGUGCUGAAGGAAGCACUCGAUCAUCCACCCCAAGCAAUAGCGCGCACAUGUCGACACAGCCUGCACACUUCUCGGCGCCUGCUUCAACCUCGUCAAAUGUCGCGCCUGUCUGCCAGAACUGUCAGACAUCGACGACACCGUUGUGGCGGCGCGAUGAGAGUGGUUCGGUCCUAUGCAAUGCCUGCGGCCUGUUCCUGAAGUUGCACGGUCGGGCCCGUCCAAUCUCGUUGAAGACGGAUGUCAUCAAGAGUCGGAAUCGUGUCAAGACAGCGGGACCCAAGAAGAGAGACAGCCAUGGUGGAGGCGACGGAAUGGCACAUGCUUCCAAUGGGUACCCGGCUGCACAUCCAGAUCUUGCCCAUGCUGGACACCAUCAGCACCCUCAACACCAUCAGCACGGUAUGCCUAUGGGCAUGAAUGGUGAGCACCACAGAGUCCCUUCUCCAGGCUCGGGCUCCAAUGGAGAUUCCAACAUCGGUCCGCACAACCCUAACAUCGCGCCACAACACAUCUUCGACACGGUGACAUUACCGCCAGACACGUUCGCCAGCCCUAGUCUGCCUCAAUUCUCGCUGCGCCAACCAAGCCCAUCGACCAGCGCACUGAACGGCAAUUCGACCAACCACAAUGAUGGUUCGCAAAGCUACGACGCGCUGAUCGAGCAGAACAAGCAACUGAGCACUCGCGCGAAUGAGCUGGAGGUGAUCAAUGGCCUGUACCAAGGACGAGUCAGAGAAUUGGAGGCACACGAAGAGGAGGCUAGGCGACAAACGCAGAGCCUGCAUGCAGAGCUGGCUGCGGCAAGAGCCAGAAUCGCCGAGUUAGAGGCCGAAGAUUCACCUGCAAGGAAGAGAGUCAAGAUGAACAACGACUUGGGCGACAGAAGUGGCAACAGUACUCCAGCUGUCGACAGUGGCGAUGGAACCAGCAUAUGA
This is a messenger RNA of Fulvia fulva, 1185 nucleotides long. RefSeq names its product GATA type zinc finger protein asd-4. Gene Ontology annotation, biological process: positive regulation of transcription by RNA polymerase II; negative regulation of transcription by RNA polymerase II. The record is from RefSeq and is a predicted model, not a curated record. Lineage: Eukaryota; Fungi; Ascomycota; Dothideomycetes; Mycosphaerellales; Mycosphaerellaceae. Gene Ontology annotation, molecular function: zinc ion binding; DNA-binding transcription factor activity, RNA polymerase II-specific; RNA polymerase II cis-regulatory region sequence-specific DNA binding. The coding region runs from base 1 to 1185 and encodes 394 amino acids. The transcript is spliced from 3 exons.